UCAGUUUUUCGCGGAGAGGAGGACACGGCGCCGGAGGGCUCAUCAUGGCACCACUUGGAUUAAAAGCCAUUGUUGGAGAAAAGAUAAUGAACAAUGUCAUCAAGAAGGCACGAGAAAAAGGAAAAUGGAAGGUUCUGGUGGUGGAUAAGCUGAGUAUGAGGAUGAUUUCAUCCUGCUGUAAGAUGACAGACAUCAUGUCAGAGGGAAUCACCAUUGUAGAAGACAUAACUAAGAAGCGUGAACCUCUGCCCAGCAUGGAGGCUAUCUACCUCAUCACACCAUCUGAUGAGUCUGUUGAGGGUCUGAUUGAUGACUUCAGAGACCCACAGUCUCCGAGGUACCGAGCUGCCCAUGUCUUCUUCACUGACACAAUCCCAGACUCGCUGUUUGGACUGCUGACCAAAUCCCGCGCCUCCAAAGCCAUGAAGGCCUUGACAGAGAUCCACAUAGCCUUUCUGCCCUAUGAAUCUCAGGUCUUCUCUCUGGGUAAAGUGGAUGCCUUUCAGGACUUCUACAGCCCCUUUAAAGCUGAUGUGAAGAACAACAUGUUGGAGCGUUGUGCUGAGCAGAUCGCCACUCUGUGUGCCACACUGAAAGAAUAUCCUGGAGUUCGAUACAGAGGGGAGUACAAAGACUGUGCAGUUCUGGCUCAAAUGGUUCAGGAGAAACUGGAUGGCUACAAGGCUGAUGACCCCACCAUGGGAGAGGGUCCAGACAAGUCACGCACUCAGAUGCUCAUUUUGGAUCGUGGAUUUGACCCCGUGUCUCCUCUCCUGCAUGAGCUCACCCUGCAGGCCAUGGCCUACGACCUGCUGGGCAUCGAGAACGACGUCUACAGCUUUGAGACUAGUGGGAUGGGAGAGACCAGGAUGAAGGAGGUGGUUCUGGACGAGGAUGACGACCUGUGGCUGUCUCUAAGACACAAACACAUCGCUGAGGUGUCAACGGCUGUAACCCGUUCUCUGAAGGAAUUCUCUGCCAGCAAGAAGAUGAACACUGGAGAAAAGACCACCAUGAAGGAACUGUCUCAGAUGUUGAAGAAGAUGCCUCAGUACCAGAAGGAGCUCAGUAAGUAUUCAACCCAUCUCCACCUGGCAGAGGACUGUAUGAACCGCUACCAGGGCACGGUGGACAAACUCUGUCGUGUUGAGCAGGACCUGGCUAUGGGCACAGAUCCAGAGGGUGAGAAGAUCAAGGAUCCCAUGAGGCUGAUUGUGCCUGUCCUGCUGGACGCCAACACCACUGUGUUUGAUAAGAUCCGCAUCAUCCUGCUCUACAUCUUCCUUAAGAAUGGCGUGACUGAGGAGAACCUGUGUAAGCUUCUUCAGCAUGCCAGCAUCCCACCUGAGGACAGUGACAUCAUCUCCAACAUGGCCCACAUGGGUGCUCCCAUUAUCUCAGAGGGCACUGCCAAGAAAGCCAAGAAGCCGGAUCGUAAGGAACGAAUCAGCGAGCAGACCUACCAGCUCUCCAGGUGGACCCCGCUUGUCAAAGACCUCAUUGAGGAUGCAAUUGAGGACAAACUUGACCCUAAGCAGUACCCAUACAUAUCCCAGCGACAGGUGUCUGCAAAAGCCAGCGCUCCAUCAAGCGCUCGCUAUGGUAACUGGCACAAGAACAGGGGCCCCACUGAGAUAAAGACGGGACCCAGAAUCAUCGUCUUCAUCAUCGGAGGGAUGACCUACAGCGAGAUGCGUUGUGUGUAUGAGGUCACACAAGCCAAUGGCAAGUGGGAGGCUCUGAUUGGAUCAACUGAAAUCUUCACUCCUUCUCGCCUUUUAAAAACCCUGAAAGACUUGGAGAAAGAAGAACAGACCAGUUAAGAUGCUCCUGUAGUGACCCCUCCCACUGCCCUCCCCACCCCAGACAAGAUGCAAUAAAGACAUACUUGGUGUUGUAUUUGAUUCAGUUGCUGUGAACUGUUUUAAAUGACCAUUGUUAUGUUUAUGAAUGUUGCUUCAGAUCUGAUCCAGACUUACUGGAAGAAAGCAGAGUUGUGAAUAGACAUAAAAAGGAAAUGCAGACAUGUUGGAUAUAUUGACUGAUAUUAAGCUUGCUGACUAUAAAAAACCAAUAUGGUGACAUAAACAAGCAAACAGAUAGUAGUGGGUCAUGUACUGUAGGUCUGAAACCAUGUUAAGUUGUUAUAAUGGGAUUUAACUGUUUUUCUUUCUCAGUUAGUGGAAAGUUAGAAAGAAGUUUUUUGAUAUAUUUAUAUGAAAUCAUUUGUAUAUGAUGGGCUGUUUUUACCAUGUACAUUUCCUUUUUACCUUGACAUUAAUGGUAAAUUAAAUAACUUAAAGCAACUGGUAUUGGCAAUAAGUCAUCGACCAAAUGAUCAUAAUGACAUUUUACCAUCAGCAACGUUAUCAGCCCAGGGUUCAGUGUAUUUAUAAAUGUGUUGAUGAUUAUAGAUGACUUUAGAGUGAUAUUCAGGUAACAAAAUGGUCUAAUGGUCGUUUAAUGUAGCUGAAGGAAGAUUGUUUGAAUGCCUGGUUUUCCAUGUAGAAUCAAACACUCCACCAUGAACAGAUCACCUGUUUUACAGUCAGGUGUCUAAAUGCCAAUAUAAAGCCGUCUGUUGGGAGGUAGAGCUGUAGCUCAGAUACUUCAGGUAUGGACUUCUUGUUUUCCUCCCCAGGAGUGUUUCUGACAGUGUUUAUUAUCUGUAGUUAUUUAGUUUCCUCUUGGUUCCUGUGUUUCAGCUUAAUGGUUCUUGUUGUAGUGAGUCUCUUUCAUUUUAACCUGCUGUCCAACAACAGCAACUUCAGUGUGAUCAGUGCUUCUAUGUCUAUGUUCAUGAGCAGUUCUCACUGCAACGUGUUCAGAUAAUAAAGUGGCUUCAGUUAA
Messenger RNA from Melanotaenia boesemani (Boeseman's rainbowfish), 2850 nucleotides. It is a transcript of the gene stxbp1b, whose product is annotated as syntaxin binding protein 1b. The coding region runs from base 45 to 1823 and encodes 592 amino acids. Gene Ontology annotation, cellular component: plasma membrane; secretory granule. Lineage: Eukaryota; Metazoa; Chordata; Actinopteri; Atheriniformes; Melanotaeniidae. The transcript is spliced from 19 exons. Gene Ontology annotation, molecular function: syntaxin binding. The record is from RefSeq and is a predicted model, not a curated record. Gene Ontology annotation, biological process: intracellular protein transport; neurotransmitter secretion; vesicle-mediated transport.